AUGCUCCAUCUCAAGAACCUCGCCGUGUUCCUGGCGGCCCUCGCCCCCUUUGCCGCCGGUGCACCGAUCGACAAGGAGCCCCAGGUCAAGGUGGCGGGCAAGUACAUUGUGACUCUGAAGCCGGGCAUUGCUGCUCGCGACAUCGAGUCGCACAUGGGAUGGGUCAACAGCGUGCACAGGCGCAACGUGGCGGACGGCAAGGAGGUGGCGGGGGUCGAGAACAAGUUUGACAUUCUUGACUUCCACGCCUACGCCGGAGAGUUUGACGAGGCCACGCUCGAGGAGAUCCGCAACAGCCCCGACUCCAGCGCCCCCUGGGGUCUGGCCUCGGUCUCGAGCCGCAGCAGCGGCGCCACCACGUAUCGCUACGACAGCAGCGCCGGCAGCGGCGUCUACGCCUACAUCGUCGACUCUGGCAUCAACACGGCGCACGUCGACUUUGAGGGCCGUGCCGUCAAGGGCUUCAACGCCGCCGGCGGUGCCAACGAGGACACGCUGGGCCACGGCUCUCACGUGGCCGGCACCAUCGGUGGCAAGACCUACGGCGUGGCCAAGUCGGUCAACCUCGUCGACGUCAAGGUCUUCACCGGCCGCAGCGCCUCGACCUCGACCAUCAUCUCGGGCUUCAACUGGGCGGUCAGCGACAUCCAGUCCAAGAACCGCGUCGGCAAGGCCGUCAUCAACAUGUCGCUUGGCGGACCCGCCUCCACCGCCUUCAACUCUGCCGUCAACAACGCCUUCUCCGCCGGCAUCCUCUCCAUAGUCGCGUCCGGCAACGACGGCGUCCGCGUGACCAACGAGUCGCCCGCCUCUGCCACCAACGCCUUUGUGGUCGGCGCCAUCGACAACACCUGGCGCGAGGCCUCCUUCUCCAACUUUGGCGCCGAGGUCGACAUCCUGGCCCCCGGCGUCAACAUCCUGUCUUCGUGGUACAACUCGAGCACCGCCACCAACACCAUCAGCGGCACCAGCAUGGCCACCCCUCACGUCGUCGGUGUCGCCGCCUACCUCCUCGGCCUCGAGAGCAUUUCUACCCCUGCCGCCCUCCGCUCCAGGAUCAUCGCCCUCGGCACCACCGGCAAGGCUCUGGGACUCAAGAGCCAGACCCCCAACAGGAUCCUGUUCAACGGCAUCUCUGCUUGAGUGCUGUGGACUGGAUGUAUGAAUCAUGUUUUAAAUAGAGAUGGGUUUUUGGUUGUAUGGGAGUGAAAUGGAC
Molecule: messenger RNA, 1216 nt
Organism: Pyricularia oryzae 70-15
Lineage: Eukaryota; Fungi; Ascomycota; Sordariomycetes; Magnaporthales; Pyriculariaceae
Product: alkaline proteinase
Exons: 2
Coding region: 1-1143 (380 amino acids)
Biological process (GO): proteolysis
Molecular function (GO): serine-type endopeptidase activity
Source: RefSeq, a predicted model, not a curated record